AUGGGUACAGCAAAGAAGGAAGCGAGCCGGAAGGAGCGCCAGGGCAAGACGGGCGAUGGCAUGGGCAAUGUCAAAGUCAAGGGCGAAAAUUUCUACCGUUCCGCAAAGAAAGUCAAGGUCCUCAAGCGCCUGACUGACGGCAAGGCCCAGCGCAACGCCAAAGGAGACGUAACCAAGGCUGCCUCGUACCAGUCUCGUGAAGCGCCCGUCGCCCGCGUCGAGCCCAACCGGAAGUGGUUCAACAACACUCGAGUCAUCUCGCAAGAUGCCCUCGACUCGUUCCGCUCGGCCGUGCAGGCGCAAGCCUCAGACCCUACGACCUUCCUCAUGAAGCGCAACAAACUGCCCAUGAGCUUGAUCGAGGAAAAGGGCAACAUCAAUGGACUGAAGGAGCAUGCUGCCAAGAUUGCGGUCGAAUCGCAGCCCUUCUCAGAGACCUUCGGGCCCAAAGCACAGCGGAAGAGGCCGAAGCUCGACUUCAGCUCCCUUGCAGACUUGGCUGGCCGGACAGACACCAUGCACGACACUUACAUAGACCGGCUCGAGCAAGCAAAAUUGCUGUCGGGUACUUCUGGAGAGGCCGAAAACGAAAAUUCCUUUGCCGACAACCCCAACGGCGAGCUCACAUCAGCGAGGGAAUUCAUUUUCAUGAAGGGCACCAGCAAGCGCAUCUGGAACGAGUUGUACAAGGUCAUUGAUUCCAGCGAUGUCAUUCUACACGUCUUGGAUGCCCGCGAUCCUGAUGGCACGCGCUGCAGAAGUGUCGAGAAGUAUAUUCGCACAGAGGCACCGCAUAAGCAUCUCGUCUUUGUAUUAAACAAGGUUGACCUAGUCCCAUCAAGAGUAGCAGCUGCUUGGGUACGACAUUUGAGCAAAGAAUUUCCGACAUUAGCCUUCCACGCCAAUAUCAACAACAGCUUCGGCAAAGGUUCCCUCAUUGCACUCCUCCGCCAAUUCUCCUCCCUCCACAGCGACCGCAAACAAAUCUCUGUCGGUAUGGUUGGAUAUCCCAACACCGGAAAAUCGGCCAUUAUCAACACACUUCGGAAGAAGAAGGUCUGCGUUGUCGCACCUAUCGCCGGAGAGACUAAGGUCUGGCAAUAUAUCACGCUGAUGAAGCGAAUUUACAUGAUCGAUUGCCCUGGUAUCGUUCCGCCGAACCAAAGUGACACGGACGAAGACUUGCUCCUGAGAGGUAGUGUGCGUGUCGAGAACGUGGAGAAUCCGGCACAAUACAUGGAGACGGUACUCAAGCGUGUUCAACCGAGGCAUCUUCAAAGGACGUACGAUAUCAAGGAUUAUGAUGGUAAUGCUGUUAUUUUCCUCGAGAAAAUGUGCAGGAAGAGCGGACGUCUGCUCAAGGGUGGAGAGGCCGAUAUCGAUGGUGCUGCAAAGAUGGUCUUGAAUGACUGGAUACGCGGAAAGCUCCCCUGGUUUACCCCGCCGCCUUAUAAAGAAGGCGAAGAGGCAGCCCCUGUUCAAGGCGUUGAGGGUCGUGAUGGAAAGUUAGGAGAAAUGAGCAAGAAGCGGAAACGCGGAGGCGAGAGUGAAGCUACCGCGAGCGUAGUAGCCGCGACCGAUGCAUCUAGCGCACAGCCUACUGACGAAGAUGACGACGAAUUUGGCGGCUUCAGCGAGGAUGACGGUCUACAGCUAGACGUUGACGGUGAUGUCGAUGAGGAUGAAGCAGAAGAGGACUCGGAUGAUGAAGAAGGUGGUACCCUGCUCGAUGCUUCAGCUACAGGCGAGGAUGCGAGUGAAGACGACGAGGCUGUGGAAGAGGAGGUUGCUGCGAUUUCACAAGCUUUGUCAAAAGCGAAGAAGCGGCAACGGAAAGAGUAG
Molecule: messenger RNA, 1842 nt
Organism: Cucurbitaria berberidis CBS 394.84
Lineage: Eukaryota; Fungi; Ascomycota; Dothideomycetes; Pleosporales; Cucurbitariaceae
Product: NGP1NT-domain-containing protein
Exons: 5
Coding region: 1-1842 (613 amino acids)
Cellular component (GO): nucleolus
Molecular function (GO): GTP binding
Source: RefSeq, a predicted model, not a curated record